Phalaenopsis equestris is the source of this 1558-nucleotide messenger RNA. RefSeq names its product gibberellic acid methyltransferase 2-like. The record is from RefSeq and is a predicted model, not a curated record. Gene Ontology annotation, biological process: methylation. The transcript is spliced from 4 exons. Gene Ontology annotation, molecular function: S-adenosylmethionine-dependent methyltransferase activity. The coding region runs from base 217 to 1422 and encodes 401 amino acids. NCBI's taxonomy places the organism in Eukaryota, Viridiplantae, Streptophyta, Magnoliopsida, Asparagales, Orchidaceae.
GUGAGACCAAAAUGACCUAUCAUAUGCAUGAGUUCCUCACUUUCUUAUAGCGGGUGCAACAUUAAUGUAGACUAAGCGAUUUCACAAAAAAAGCUCCUUUUUAUAUCUUUCAACUCUUCUCCUUCCAUUCCAUCCCUCUCCCUCCCUCUCCCUCCCUCUAUAUAACCUACCCUACCAUCCUCUUCUCCUGCCAUUCCUUCAACAUCAACCCAAACAAUGGACUCUCCCGCAACAACAAUGGGAGUCUUAUCCAUUCCAUCAACCAUCGAGCAUAAAUUCUCAAACAAUGGCAAGAGGCAGGCAUGGGCGAGAGAACUCCACAGAGUAUUUUGCAUGCAAGGAGGUGACACUGAUGUCAGCUAUGCCAAUAAUUCCGAACCAACUGCAUGCGCUAUUGCCUUAUCUAAGCCACUGCUGCAUGAUGCCAUUGCUUCAAUGAAGCUUUUCCAUGGAGAAAAAUCUAUAAGGAUUGCAGAUUUGGGCUGUGCAACUGGCUACAACACGGUCUCCACUGUUGAAUUUGUGGUGCAGAGCUUGAGAAAGCGGUACGAGGCUGAGCAGAGCCAUGUGCCAGAAUUCGAAGCAUCUUUCUCUGAUCUCCCUUCAAAUGACUUCAACUCACUGUUUCAGUUGCUUUUGCCAUCAUUUGAUGUAACAGAAAGGCCAUACUUUGUGGCUGCUGUUCCUGGUUCCUUCUACGGGCGCUUGUUCCCUUCAGGGAAACUCCAUUUGGUCGUUAGUUUGAAUUCCUUGCAUUGGCUUUCUAGGAUUCCGGAGGCAGUGCUGAGUAGGCAGUCAUCUGGAUGGAACAAAGGCAGGGUGUGGAUUGACGGGGCUAACAGGGAUGUGGUCGAUGCCUAUGCGAAGCAAGCACAGGAAGACUUGGACAAGUUUCUCCAUUGCCGAAAAAUGGAGAUUGCAGAAGGAGGAGUCCUCUUUCUGUUAAUGGCUGGGAGGCCUAGCUUGCAGCCUCCUGAGAACCAGUUGAAUGAUGAGGAUACAAGGGCCAAACACCCUUUCACCAUUAUUGAUCAAGCUUGGAAAGAAUUAGUUAAUGAGGGAUGGCUCGAAGAAGAGACUCAAGACAUGUUCAACAUUCCUGCAUACAUGAGAAGCAUGGAAGAGGUGAGCUCUGCAUUUGAAAAAUGCAAAUGUUUUGAAAUCAAAAGUAUGAAGUAUUUGAAAUUGAUCGAACAUUCGAAAGAGAAACAAGAGGAUUGGAUUAAGGACCCAAUCUUAUACGGUCGAGCGAAGGCCAACUUGGUUCAAGCCGGCUUAAGGCCUCUCAUCGAAGCUCACCUUGGCAUGGCGCCAACAGAGAAAUUAUUCAGUAGGUUUGAGAAGAAGUUCUCAGAGGACAUCAAUUUGCUCAAUAAGACUUGUUUCUAUGGCCUUAUUGUGCAAGUUAACUCUGUAGUAUAAAAGCGGCAUUGAUGGAUUGGGACAACACAAUGACAAAGAAAUCUGCUACUUUAAGCUCCUGCAAAGUGAUACUUGUGUAAGGAAUCUUGUAGUGAAGUCCAGCAGCAAUGUGUUGGACAUAGACAACAAAUUUAAG